CCACCCGGACCCCUUGCACACUUGCGAGGAAAGCACCAGAGAAGCAGCGACAGCACUGAAGCCAAACCAUAUCUCCCGGCAGGCCCUGCGGAGAAGCGUGCCUUCUCAUUGGGCAGUGGCUAACAGCGUGCCUUUCCAUUGGGCAGCAGCUCCACCAGCCGUCAAAGCCGCUGCGCGCAGGGCACGGCGGGAGAGGAGGCCGCGGGAUUUGCGGCCGUACUUCAUCUCCCGGCGGGCCCAGCGCUGAAGGCGGUGGCGCGACGCCUUUGUGGAAGCCGGAGCCCACCGGGAGGAAGUUCCGGUCUCCGGGACGCUGGGUCCGUGGCGGCCACUGAGGAGGAGGAGGAGCGGGCCGCGGCGGCUACGCUGCUUUGGUACCACCGUGCUAGAGUUUGGUAGGAAAAAGAUCUACUUACUGAAGCUUUCUUGACAUAGAAAGAGAUGUGGGGGGAUUCUCGAUCUGCUAACAGAACAGGACCUUUUCGGACUGGGUGAAAGCUUUUUCUGCAGCAGUCAUGUUGAAAACCUUGUGUUGACUUACCUCGUGUUCUGAAAUGGGAGCAUAAAAGUUUACUCGGACACCUCAUCUUAAAAUAGCAAAACUUGCUGUUUUCUGCAGAUCUAGGACCUUGUUACAGAACUCUGCCCCCCAAAAUAUGUUUACAGAAGAAUAUGCUGUGAUUAGAGAAGAAUAUGCUGGUGUGUAGAUUUCAAACUCUCUGGACAAUAUGAAUAACCCUGUCUUUGUUUCUACAGUGGGAGCCAAGAAGAAAGGUUUGCUCCCGGGUGGAACAGGGAUUAUCCUCCUCCUCCUCCUCCCCUUAAGAGUCAUGCUCAAGAGAGACACUCUGGCAACUUUCCUGGCAGAGAUUCACUUCCCUUUGAUUUCCAGGGGCACUCAGGACCUCCCUUUGCAAAUGUAGAGGAGCAUUCUUUCAGCUAUGGAGCUAGAGAUGGACCACAUGGUGACUAUCAAGGAGGGGAGGGACCUGGACACGAUUUCAGAGGGGGAGAUUUUUCAUCUUCGGAUUUCCAGAGUAGAGAUUCAGCACAGUUGGACUUCAGGAACAGGGACAUACAUUCUGGGGAUUUUCGGGAUAGAGAAGGACCACCUAUGGACUACAGGGGUGGAGAUGGUACUCCUAUGGAUUAUAGAGGUAGGGAGACACCUCAUAUAAAUUAUAGAGACAGGGAUUCUCAUACUGUUGACUUCAGAAGUAGAGAUGUUCCUCCAACUGACUUUAGGGGGCGGGGCACUUAUGAUUUAGAUUUUAGAGGCCGAGAGGGACCCCAUUCCGAUUUUAGGGGAAGAGACUUAUCAGAUUUGGAUUUCAGAUCCAGAGAUCAGUCUCGUUCUGAUUUUAGAAACAGAGAUGUAUCUGAUUUGGACUUCAGGGAUAAAGAUGGAACACAGGUGGACUUUAGAGGCCGAGGUUCAGCUACUACUGAUCUAGAUUUUAGGAACAGGGAUACACCACAUUCGGAUUUCAGAGGUAGACAUCGUACUAGGACUUACCAAGAUUUUCGGGGCAGAGAGGUAGGACCUUGUAUGGAAUUUAAAGAUAGGGAGAUGCCUCCUAUGGAUCCAAAAGUUUUGGAUUACAUUCAGCCUUCUCCACAAGAGAGAGAACAUUCUGGUAUGAAUAUGAACAAGAGAGAAGAAUCCAUACAUGACCAUGCAGUAGAAAGACCUGCUUUUGGUGUUCAGAAGGGAGAAUUUGAGCAUUCAGAAACAAGAGAAGGAGAAACACAAAGUGGAACUUUUGAACAUGAAUCUCAAUCAGACUUUCAAAACAGCCAAAGUCCAGUUCAAGAACAAGAUAAGCCAAAGCUUUCUGGAGGUGAACAACAGAGUUCAGAUGCUGGUCUGUUUAAAGAAGAAGGUGAUUUGGACUUUCUUGGCCAACAAGACACUGAUUACAGAAGCAUUGAAUACUGUGAUGUGGAUCACAGGUUGCCAGGAAACCAGAUUUUUGGCUAUGGCCAGAGCAAGUCAUUUUCUCAGGGCAAAAUGUCCAGAGAUGCCCAACAAGACCUUCAGGAUCAAGAUUAUAGGACUGGCCCAAGUGAGGAGAAACCUAACAGGCUUAUUCGAUUAAAUGGGGUUCCAGAAAAUGCCACAAAAGAAGAGAUUCUUAAUGCCUUUCGAACUUCUGAUGGCACGCCUGUAAAGGAGUUGCAGUUGAAGGAGUAUAACACAGGUUACGACUAUGGCUAUGUCUGCGUGGAAUUUUCACUCUUGGAAGAUGCCAUCGGAUGCAUGGAGGCCAACCAGGGAACUCUAAUGAUCCAUGACAAAGAGGUCACUCUUGAGUAUGUACCAAGCCCAGAUUUUUGGUACUGUAAACGAUGUAAGGCUAGCACUGGUGGCCAUCAGUCUUCUUGUUCAUUCUGCAAGGGCCCAAAGGAAGAAGUCAAGCAGGAACUAGUGUCCUAUCCUCAACCUCAGAAAACAUCCAUACCAGUACCUUCAGAUAAACAGCCCAACCAGCCACGACCUGCUGAUAAGGAGCAUGAACUCAGGAAACGGGAGGAAGGCCAAGAGUCAAGAUUAGGACAUCAGAAGAGAGAUACAGAAAGAUACUUCCCUCACUCUCGAAGGGAAGGGCUUACUUUCCGAAGAGACCGGGAAAAGGAGUCAUGGUCUGGAGAGACACGCCAGGAUGGGGAGAGUAAAACAAUCAUGCUAAAACGUAUCUAUCGUUCCACUCCACCUGAAGUAAUAGUUGAAGUGCUGGAGCCCUACGUGCAUCUCACUACUGCUAAUGUCCGCAUCAUCAAGAACAGGACUGGCCCCAUGGGUCACACUUAUGGUUUUAUAGACCUUGACUCCCAUGCAGAAGCUCUUCGAGUAGUGAAGAUUUUGCAGAACCUUGAUCCACCAUUUAGUAUUGAUGGGAAGAUGGUAGCUGUAAACCUGGCCACUGGAAAACGAAGAAAUGAUUCUGGGGACCAUUCUGACCACAUGCAUUACUAUCAGGGUAAAAAAUAUUUCCGAGAUAGGAGAGGAGGAAACAGAAAUUCAGACUGGUCCUCGGAUACAAAUCGACAAGGGCAACAGUCAUCAUCUGACUGCUACAUAUAUGAUUCUGCUACUGGCUACUAUUAUGACCCCUUGGCAGGAACUUACUAUGAUCCCAACACCCAGCAAGAAGUCUAUGUGCCCCAGGACCCUGAGUCACCUGAUGAAGAAGAAAUCAAGGAAAAGAAAUCUACCAGUCAAGGAAAGUCAAAUAGCAAGAAAGAAUCGUCUAAAAGAGAUGGCAAGGAGAAAAAAGACAGAGGAGUGACAAAGUUUCAAGAAAGUACCAGUGAGGGGAAGCCUCCCCUAGAAGAUGUUUUUAAGAAGCCUCUACCUCCUACUGUGAAAAAGGAAGAGAGUCCUCCUCCACCUAAGGUGGUAAAUCCAUUGAUUGGUCUCCUGGGUGAAUAUGGAGGAGACAGUGACUAUGAGGAAGAGGAAGAAGAGGAACAGGCUCCUCCUGUGCAGCCUCGCACAGCACAGCCUCAGCCUCAGCCUCGAGAGGAGAUGACCAAGAAAGAGAAUGAAGACGACAAACUCACUGACUGGAAUAAACUGGCUUGUCUGCUCUGCAGAAGGCAGUUUCCCAAUAAAGAAGUUCUUACCAAACACCAACAACUGUCAGACCUGCACAAGCAAAACCUGGAAAUUCACCGGAAGAUAAAGCAGUCAGAGCAAGAGCUCGCCUAUCUGGAGAGGAGAGAGCGGGAGGGAAGGUUUAAAGAAAAAGGAAAUGACCGAAGGGAAAAACUACAAUCUUUUGAUUCUCCAGAAAGGAAACGGAUUAAAUACUCCAGAGAAACAGACAGUGAUCGUAACCCUGUUGAUAAAGAAGACACUGACACUAGUAGCAAAGGAGGCUGUGCCCAGCAGGCCACUGGCUGGAGGAAAGGGGCGGGCCUGGGAUAUAGCCAUCCUGGAUUGGGUUCAUCAGAGGAGAUUGAAGGGCGGAUGAGGGGACCUGGGGGUGGUGCCCCAGGAAGAACCAGCAAGAGACAGUCUAAUGAGACUUACCGAGACGCUGUUCGAAGAGUCAUGUUUGCUCGAUAUAAAGAACUGGAUUAAGAGUGGAGACACCCCGCAGGACACAAUUUCCUCUUUGUUUUGUUUGUCCUUUUCUCCUUUUGUUUUGUUACUGUUCUUGCUGCUAGAACUUUUUUAAAUAAACUUUUUUUCAAUGUGAAUAAA
This is a messenger RNA of Mus caroli (Ryukyu mouse), 4210 nucleotides long. NCBI's taxonomy places the organism in Eukaryota, Metazoa, Chordata, Mammalia, Rodentia, Muridae. The record is from RefSeq and is a predicted model, not a curated record.